AUCCUCUGGGUUCUGACCUACUGUUCGCUGCUCCCAUUCUUUCGAUCUCUAUCCUACGACUACUGGGACAGUUCUUGUCUCGUUUCACAUCGACAGCCGGACUCAGUUUCCAACAUGCGAGGCGAGAUUUGCCAUAUUCACAUUGGCCAGGCUGGUAUUCAGCUUGGUAACAGUGCUUGGGAGCUAUAUCUCUUGGAGCAUGGCCUUAAGGCAGAUGGCCAACUCAAUCCCGACGCGUCUGAUGUGAUUAAUUCGGGCGGUUCGUUCGAAACCUUCUUCAGCGAGACCGGCAAUGGCAAACAUGUCCCUCGUUCCAUCUUCGUUGAUCUGGACCCAUCGCCUGUCGAUGAAAUCCGCACCGGCAAAUACCGUCAACUCUUCCACCCGGAAAUGCUGAUUAGUGGGAAGGAAGACGCGGCCAACAAUUAUGCUCGUGGACACUACACAAUCGGAAAGGAGCUCGUUGAAGAAGUCGCCGACCGUAUCCGUCGUGUUGCCGAUAAUUGCUCUUCCCUUCAGGGAUUCCUGGUCUUCCAUUCUUUCGGCGGUGGCACAGGAUCCGGGUUUGGUGCUCUGUUGCUUGAACGUCUUUCCGCUGAGUAUGGGAAGAAGAGCAAGCUUGAGUUCGCGGUGUACCCCUCUCCUCGUGUUUCGACCGCCGUCGUUGAGCCGUACAAUGCUGUCCUGUCCACCCACAGCACUAUUGAAAACGCUGACUGCACCUUCUUGGUGGACAAUGAGGCUGUCUACGAUAUCUGCCGUCGGAACCUCGAUAUUCCGCGUCCUGGCUAUGAGCAUCUCAACCGCCUGAUCGCCCAGGUGGUCAGCUCAAUCACCUCCAGUCUCCGAUUUGAUGGUUCCCUUAAUGUGGACUUGACGGAGUUUCAGACCAACUUGGUGCCAUUCCCUCGUAUCCACUAUCCCUUGAUCUCGUAUGCCCCCGUGGUUUCGAGCAGUCGCAGCUCCCACGAGAGCUUCAAGGUGCAGGACCUUACCUUCCAGUGCUUUGAACCAAACAACCAGAUGGUUGUCUGUGAUCCUCGCAAGGGCAAGUAUAUGGCAGUUGCUCUACUGUACCGUGGUGACGUUGUACCCCGUGACUGCACCCAGGCUAUCGCCUCCCUCAAGGCCAAAUCCUCAUUCAACCUCGUUGAGUGGUGCCCUACCGGUUUCAAAUUGGGUAUCAACUACCAGAAGCCCGUUCGCGUUCCUGACACCGAGCUCGCUCCUGUCGAUCGCUCCGUCAGCAUGCUCUCCAAUACAACGUCUAUUGCCGAAGCUUGGGGUCGUCUCGAUCACAAGUUUGACCUCAUGUACUCGAAGCGUGCAUUCGUGCACUGGUACGUGGGUGAGGGUAUGGAAGAAGGCGAGUUUUCCGAAGCUCGGGAGGACCUGGCUGCGUUGGAGAAGGACUAUGAGGAGGUUGCCAACGAUAACGCCGAGGCGGAGGGUGAAGAGGAUGAGGCUGAGUACUGAUCCUUCCACACCUCUUGGCUCGUUCUGCUUUGGCCGCUUCUUUUCUUGGUCUGUCUAACUUCACUUGUCCAAAUUGUGUCUAUCCUGUCCUUCUGCUCGCGACACCCCCUUCCGUUCAUGCGUCUCUAGCGUCUCUAGCGUUAUCUUAACUUCCCAGCUCUUAC
Molecule: messenger RNA, 1640 nt
Organism: Aspergillus sclerotioniger CBS 115572
Lineage: Eukaryota; Fungi; Ascomycota; Eurotiomycetes; Eurotiales; Aspergillaceae
Product: tubulin alpha chain
Exons: 7
Coding region: 115-1476 (453 amino acids)
Biological process (GO): mitotic cell cycle; microtubule cytoskeleton organization
Cellular component (GO): microtubule; cytoplasm
Molecular function (GO): GTP binding; structural constituent of cytoskeleton
Source: RefSeq, a predicted model, not a curated record